CUUAUCAAUCGCGGCACACAUGCACAGUGCCCCACCGAUAGCCACGGCUAGGGCCAUGGACCGCCGAACAAUCAGAGUCAAAUGAUGGCGCACAGCCCAGGAAUGUGACUAGCCACACUCUGAGAAACAAAGGGGAGGAGUUUACAACAACACACCCCCUUGCUUUAUCCGACUCUGUACGGCACUACUGUGGAAAAGCCUCAAGGAACGCUACUGACGGCCACUGCACUGCUGGCAAAACAUGAACCAGGACAACAGUCCUCCUUCAAACGCUUAGAGCAUCUACAUCACGAUUAGCCUAAUCUUUCAUCGCGAUUCUGAUCCUGUGGGGAUUGCUGCUUUUUCACUCUUGUGCCGCUCAAUUUCGUUGCGCUGGAUCUUUCGUGUGAGAAUAUGUGUGUGGAGAGCGAUGGGUGCGAGAUAGAAGGCUGCAGCAGUUCGGACGAGGUGCAAACCCUGUCAGGCAGCAUGAGUCCCGGCUUGAAAUCAAACCCUGAUCUCCAUCCAUGCAGACCCGGGCAAAAAUUUCGUGCCGCACUCCUGAAGUGCAGGUCCCCCACGGCAGCCGCUGGGAUUCUCAGUUUUGGGAAUGUGCUUAAUUACAUGGACAGAUACACCGUGGCAGGUGUUCUGCUCGACAUCCAGAAGCACUACAGAGUUAACGACAGCCAGGCUGGCUUGCUUCAGACAGUGUUCAUCUGCAGCUUCAUGGUGGCAGCGCCCAUCUUCGGUUACCUUGGCGACCGCUUCAACAGGAAGAUCAUCCUGAGCUGUGGUAUAUUCUUCUGGUCGGCUGUUACUCUCUCCAGCUCCUUCAUUACCAAAGAGUAUUACUGGCUGUUUGUCCUGUCGAGGGGUCUGGUUGGCAUCGGGGAGUCAAGCUACUCCUCCAUCUCUCCCACCAUCAUUGGCGACCUAUUCACCAACAACACACGCACCAUGAUGCUCUCUGUCUUCUACUUUGCUAUUCCCCUGGGCAGUGGUCUGGGCUAUAUCUUGGGCUCCAGUGCAAAAGACGCAGCAGGAGACUGGCACUGGGCUCUGAGGGUGUCCCCAGUUUUGGGGAUGACAGCAGGGACCCUGAUCCUGCUCUUCGUGCCCGAACCCAAACGGGGCACCGCAGACCAGCUGGGAGGCCGGCUGAGGGCUCGCACGCCUUGGAUCUGUGACAUGAAAGCACUGGUCAAAAACCGAAGUUACGUGUUCUCAUCCCUGGCCUCCUCUGCGGUCUCCUUCGCCACUGGAGCUUUCGGCAUGUGGAUCCCACAGUACCUCCAUAGGGCCCAGGUGGUACAGAAGACAGUGGUGCCCUGUACCAAUGAGCCCUGCAGUAGCAAAGACAGCUUGAUUUUCGGGGCUAUCACCUGCGUGACGGGGCUCUUGGGAGUGGUGAUUGGCGCGGCCGCUACCCGUCUGUGUCGUCAGAAGACUGAGAGGGCGGACCCCCUGGUGUGCGCCGUCAGCAUGCUGGGCUCGGCCAUCUUCAUCUGCCUCAUCUUCGUCGUGGCCAAGAAGAGCAUUGUGGGAGCAUAUUUCUGCAUUUUCAUAGGAGAGACCCUGCUCUUUUUAAACUGGGCCAUUACAGCGGACAUUUUAAUGCAUGUAGUCAUCCCAACAAGAAGAGCCACUGCCGUCGCCUUUCAGAGCUUCACCACUCAUAUCUUGGGGGAUGCUGGGAGCCCUUACCUGAUUGGUCUGAUCUCGGACGCCCUGCAGAAGACCUACGCUGACUCCUCCCUGUGGAAAUUUCUCAGCCUGGGCUACGCACUCAUGCUGUGCCCCUUCGUAAUUGUCCUGGGGGGGAUGUUCUUCCUCGCCACAGCCCUCUUCUUCCUGGACGACCGAGAGAAGGCAGAAAAACAGUCUCCACAUGAGGGGAGCCCUGGGAGGAGUGGAAGAGAACGCUUGACGUGCAGCACGGGGAGGAGAGGAGCUCAUUCUGCUGUAGAUCCAGUUCCUUCACCCUGCAUUGUCACCGCCAUCACUAUUACUAUUUUCCUUGUUGCUAUUUACACUUUGAAGACUGCGUGUAGAAACCAGAAUGAAGGAGCCCCGCCUAUCCAAAGAAACCCGCAGCAUAUCAUGAAGUCGCACACAAAGAAGGACUGAUACACGAAAGCAGCCACACAGCUGUUGGAGGUUGUUGGUGCUACAGGCUGCUGGACGUGUCAGGAGACACACACCGCCCCCCCCUCCGCCCGUCCGUCUCACCCCCAUGCAGUGCCAGUGUCAUACUACUGAAGAGACGGCACCAUGUGCAUUAUCACAACAUUCCUUCCCUAAAUCUGCACUGAACGCAGCAGCCAACAGAAAGUCAUUGAAAAUAUCAAAGCAGCGACCUCCCUUCAUCGCCCUUGACAACGACAGCCUGGAGGACCAGCCUUAAGACUUUGAGCCUGACAAAACUGCAGAGGAAGACCUGCUCUGUUGGUGUUGUUUUCUACGUCAUAAUGUCUAGCACUUACAGUAGGUAAUAUAUUCAGUGCCAGCAUCUCCAUAUAGUAAAUUGUCUGAUGCAUAACUUUCACUGUCACAAUGGAAUAGGUUUUUGUAUUUGUUGUUAUGACUAUGUAUAGAAGUGUAACUGGAACGGGAGGUUAUAACCUAUGAUUGUUUCAUAGAGGGCAUGUUUAAGAUUGAUAUUUCACAUGAAAGGACACAAAGAAAAGCUGCCAUUUUGAUUAAUUAAUCUGUGGACGUUUAGCCUGUACCACAAAAAUAUUUGGCAAAUAAUAGAACCAAAAUGAUAACAAAAUCCUUUUGAUAACAAAAUGCUACAUUAAUGUAGUUGUGGAUGCCAAAAACAUGCCCUGCUCGUCUUGUCUGAAAGCAUGCUGGGAUUUUUAAUGCAUUUGUGCAAGCUACCUUCCGAACUCUUAUCUUAGAACAGUAUGUGCAAUUUAAAGAUUCAUUACAGACUUCCUGGUGUCGAGUUCCUGGACAUCCAAACUGCUAAAAAAUGACAGUUAAGCUGAACAACGGAUAAGAUUUGGAAUCCAGGCUCGAUAGAACAGAAGGCUUUGUUCACAGGUUUUUCUCCCCCCCUCACUUAGUAGAUAUCCAAUUCCUGAGAAGUGCUUUUUCCCUAGCAGGAGGUAUUUCCAUUCAGCUGCAAAUUAAUUAGUCACAGAAAUCUACCCCUGAGGAAAGAAAUGCUGCCAACCUGACCUCAAAUUAAACUAGAUACACUGUAGUUUAUAGUUUUUGGGUUUUUUUUAAUCUAGUGCUGCAUUGAAUCCCAAAGAAAGUGAGCAAUGAGGUCAGGUCAAGUCUUCUGAGAUGACACGAUUUUACAAAAUCACUUACUUUAAUACAGAAGGGAUUGAGAAUGCACCACCUACUGUAUAGGUUGCGACAACCAACAAAAUCGCAUCUGUGCCAUUAAGACAAGUGCUUUGCUUCACAGGAGACAUCCCUGGGGGAUAUCUAAUAAGGGAAUAGGGGGAUUAUCGCUCUGAUUAUUGCGCAGUGGAAAUGUCUGUCCUUAAACGUAAAGCCGUGAGCUUCCCUGCAGGAGUCCCCGUUUCAGCUUUGCUUCUUUUUCGCACAGAAAAAAGAAAGUUGCCCAUCUUCUUAAAAGCAUUGUGCCGAACAAGGCUUGCGUUUAUAGGAAAAUAGGGAAGAAAAACAAGCUUGUGACUUGUUUUUCUUUGUCAGCACAAUCUUUGUGACCCCACCUUUUCCGUCAGCUUUCUGCACAUAUUGAUGGCUUCUGUUCCAACAAUGUGUUUACACAGAAAUCAAUCUUAUUACGCUUCUUUCUUUUUGUGGUUCUCUAAAGGAACUUCCUUUUUUACAGAUACGUUUUUAUAUAUAAUUACGAUAGAGAUAUAAGAAUAUAUCAUGCAGCGAUUUUAAUAUAUUGUAAACAAAAGCUUGGACACAAUGUAUUUAUAUGUUUAUAUGUUACCACAAUGAAGAAUCCCUGUAUAGGAAAGUUAAUGGAUUUUAUGUAUAUUUUCACCUGUUGUUUGGGUUAUAAGUGUUCCUGCAAGUUUAUUGUAUUGCAGUGAAACAACACCAUCAUUACAUCACUGCAAAUCACAAUGCACUUACUGUGGUCACAUGUCAGACAUCACUGCUCACAGACAGAGAAGCUGUGUAUGUUAAUGCUGAGCUCCUAUUGAAUUGAUAAGGAGCUUUGUGUUGGCCAGUUCUCAUCUGCUGGGUGGCUCAACAUGUUAAAGCUAGUUUGAGUGUAUGGAUGGGCCCCGUGGUUGGCUAUUAAUUCUGUAUGGUGCCAGUGCUGACUGUGGCAGCCCGACAGAGAUAACAAACAAUUGCUCAAGCAAUACCUAGGGAAGGGAGGGUUUCAGUCAGCUGGGUUGACAGUGUCUCAUUGCGCAUUAGCGACCCCCACUGGUUUGGUCGGGCAUGUGCAAGAUGGCCUGUUAAGCUGUGCGUGAAGUAUCUCCCUCCCCCUGAAGUCUGGGCUAGCCCAUCUUGAGAACUGCGGCGUGAUAAGAAUGGGCAUUACGUACGUGCUUCUGAGCAGGCCUUGUGCUUGUCUGUGCUCUCCAGGCGCCAUGCUUUUAGCUGAUAUGCAUACAAUUCAGCAUUCCAAUUGGGGACAAAAUGGCAAAAAUGCAUAAAGAUAAAAAAAAUAAAAAAAAUGCAAUUGAUCAUUGCAUAUCAAUCCUCAACUCAGUACACAUUCACAUUCGCAGUUUUGGUAAUCUGGCAAUCGGUUUUGGUAAUUGCUUGGUAAUGAACUCUAGCAUCUGACACAGACAUGCUUAUUGGGGGCCCUUCCGGCAGCUGAACAAAUCAAUCAAGUGAUACAAGAAACCAACUGAUUUCAUCAGGGUUUUAGGCUUUUGUAAUUUGAUCUACAUUGAACUGACCGUGAGCUGAAUUUUUUAAAUCCCACUGUUAAUAAAACUGUCAUGUCUGCAGUGCUCACGAAAGCAACACCCAUGAUAAAACUGGAGGCUGGCAUUUUAUGGCUACAGUAAUUGGUCAUUGUUCUGGAUCAUGGUUCUGGAAACUGGUCUUUUUUUUUUUUUACUGUACUUUCAGAGUAAGAUGGUCUGGAGUGGAUAAGCUACAGAGUGGGUUCACAAUGCCAAAAUUAGAUCUUCACUAUUUUAAAGGGUUUUUUUUCUCCUUUGUUUUGUUUUGAAGAAUUACUAUUGAAUAGCACCUGUUCAUCACGAGAUAGGCGUGAUGUAAUGAGACUGUGCUCUUUCUUGUCAUACAAGAAUCAUGUAAAAAUAUAAUCCUAUUUCUGGUUUUAAACAGAAAACAGAAGCUGUUUUAUUUUUUAGAGCGAGUGUGGUUAAAAUGCUGUGUAGGAAGUGACUGUGACAUUCCCACAGGGAGUGAUAAGCAAUGUACAACCAUAUGUCAAUGAUCAAAUAAAAUUAUUUAAUCAAAGCAAAUAAA
Molecule: messenger RNA, 5385 nt
Organism: Conger conger (European conger)
Lineage: Eukaryota; Metazoa; Chordata; Actinopteri; Anguilliformes; Congridae
Gene: spns2
Product: SPNS lysolipid transporter 2, sphingosine-1-phosphate
Exons: 13
Coding region: 394-2109 (571 amino acids)
Biological process (GO): lipid transport; sphingosine-1-phosphate receptor signaling pathway; transmembrane transport
Cellular component (GO): membrane
Molecular function (GO): transmembrane transporter activity; sphingolipid intramembrane carrier activity
Source: RefSeq, a predicted model, not a curated record